AUGUCAAAUUCAGAAUCAGAACCGAUGUUUACUUCGUUUGAUGGAGCUAUUAGAGUAUAUGAAGUCAACAGAGCACAUCGAGCCUUUUCCUUCGACGUCACAUUCCAGCUAGACCACCCACACCUUAUAGAGCUGGCAUCGACACAGAAACCACCCCUGCACUUUCACCCGUAUCAAGAUGAAUACAUCGAGGUGCUGGAGGGUACACUAGGCGUUGAGAUUGAGGGAAAGGAGCAUAAGUUGGUCCCAGAGGACGGAGAACUCCUCGUAAGGCGCUGGAAGUCUCAUCGUUUAUACCCCGUCGUAGACUCUGGUGCGAAGACGGUGCGGUUUCUCCUUUCCGGCGAGGAAACAUCCCAACCUUUCAAGCUCGACGCCAUCUUCUUCCAGAAUUGGUACGGCUACCAGGACAAGGUUAUGCUAGAAGGGGGUAGAUUUGAUCCUAUUCAAGUGAUAAAUAUGUUCGACGCUGGCGACAGUUAUCUUUCCUUUCCGGCAUUUUUACCUUUUGGAAAGAGACUUGCACAGGCUGUAGGAAUCGUUAUUGGUAGAUGGCUGGGAGGGCUAUUGGGGUACCAACCAUUCCAUCGUCAAUGGACCACCGAUUGGCAGACGGCAUGUAAGAGGAUGGAAGCAUCUAUAUUCCUAAAGCGAUACGCGCAUUAG
Daldinia vernicosa is the source of this 666-nucleotide messenger RNA. RefSeq lists its product as uncharacterized. NCBI's taxonomy places the organism in Eukaryota, Fungi, Ascomycota, Sordariomycetes, Xylariales, Hypoxylaceae. The coding region runs from base 1 to 666 and encodes 221 amino acids. The transcript is spliced from 3 exons. The record is from RefSeq and is a predicted model, not a curated record.